This is a messenger RNA of Poecilia latipinna (sailfin molly), 2394 nucleotides long. Its product is annotated as glutamate receptor ionotropic, NMDA 2C-like. The coding region runs from base 1024 to 2379 and encodes 451 amino acids. The record is from RefSeq and is a predicted model, not a curated record. Lineage: Eukaryota; Metazoa; Chordata; Actinopteri; Cyprinodontiformes; Poeciliidae. The transcript is spliced from 4 exons.
ACAUAAUGAUUAGAGCUCACAAGCCCUUCCUGUGACAUGAAUGUAGGAGUCAGGAUUACAGCCGGCUGCUGGAGCCAGAGCAGGAGCUCUGCUGAUGUUGGGAGGAGGGAUCCAGGUGGGGAAAUGAGACGAAACACAAACAAGCACAACUGAACAACAAGUGCAGCUUAAAGAAGAGAGAAAGUUGUGCUUCCAAGGAGGCCAAGAAGAGUGUCCAAUUGCUUCCCAACUCCGGGAGCUGACUGGCAUCUGGACCCCGACUCCGGCCAUCUGUCGCUGGCCGCCGACAGCCUCAUCCCGGGCAGCUGGAGCAUUUCUCUGACUCUUAAUUUGAUGGAGUGGCUGGUUGCACCAGAGGAGGGGAACACAGGGAGGCUGGGUCACCCUGCAGAGUGUGUGAAGGAUGGGGCGCGCAGCGUGGAGAAUUGUCUCAACCAAACAUGGGGUACUUCUGCGUCUUUUUGAAUCGGACAGCGCUGAGCGAAACGAAGGAUCAUAAUCGGGAGGAUUCUUCUCAAAUUUAACAUGGCUGAAGUUUUAAGGCUGUCUGAAGUCUCAGGGGUGAAAUGUAAAUAACUGCUCUGUAAUCUGAAAUCUAUCAUCUGACCUGAAAACAUUCCUGUCUCAACUUUAUCCUGGAACAAUUAUGGGGGAAACCAUGAUUUAAUUUCUAACUCUGACACCUGCUCACCUCCAUCACUUCUUCACUUCCUCCUCCUGCUCCUCUUCUUCAUCCCUCCUCCCUUUUAACCAGCGAGUGAUAAUGUGACCUUCUGCCAAAGUGCUGGAAACCAUGCCACCGUCGCAGCGGGCUCGACUGUUGCUGCUACUGAAAUAGACUCAAACAAGUGCAGGGGGAGGAAGAGGAGGGAGGAAGGGAGAGGAAGAAAAAGAACGAAGAGGAAGGAUAGGAGGGGAAGGAAAAAAAACGUGGGGAAGGACAGCUGAAGCCGAGGACACGGGAUGAGUGGUGAUGAGCCAGAGCUGGAUGUGAGCUGCCGCCGCAGGCAGUAGGUGACUGAGAUGGGCCUUCGUCUGGGCAGUUGGAGUGACUCCCUGUGGUGGCCGCCACCGCUGCCGCUGUUGCUGCUGCUGUUCUGCACAACCCCCUCCUGUUUGGGCCGGCCCUUCGGGUUCCCCGUGCCCUCUGUGAAUGUAGCGGUGGUGUUCAGCGGCCCGGCCUACCAGACGGAGAUAAAGGGGCGCUUGAGCCGGGAAAACUUCAUGGACCUGCCGCUGGAGGUGAACCCCAUCACUGUGCUGGUCAACAACACUAACCCACGCGCUCUGCUCACCCGGAUCUGCGACACCCUGUCAACUAACCGGGUCCACGGCGUGGUGUUUGAGGACAAUGUUGGCUCUGAGGCUGUGGCACAGAUUCUGGACUUCAUCUCCACACAGACAGCCGUGCCCAUUGUGGGUAUCAGCGGCGGCUCUGCAGUGGUCCUGCCAUACAAGGGUGAAGGUUCCAACUUCCUCCAGCUGGGUUCCUCCAUUGAGCAGCAGAUUAACGGCAUGUUCAAGGUGAUGGAGGAGUACAACUGGGACAGCUUUGUGGUUAUAACCAGCCUGUACCCGGGUUACGAAGCCUAUGUGGAUUAUGUCAAGUCCUUCACAGACACCAGCUACUUCAUGUGGGACCUGCAGGACGUGUUAUCCUUCGACAUGUCAGCUGACAGCACCAACGACAUACGAGCACGGAGGCUGCUGCAGCAGAUUGACGCCCAGGUCCUGUUGGUCUACUGCUCCCACGAAGAGGCACAGUACCUUUUUUCAUUAGCAACCGAGGUUGGGCUAAUAGGACCGGGCUACAUCUGGAUUAUCCCCAGCAUGGCCGUGGGAAACCCAGACAUCCCGCCACCUGACAGCUUCCCUGUGGGGUUGAUCAGCAUCAUCACAGACCGCUGGAGGAUGAGUCUGAGGAAGAGGGUGCGGGAUGGGGUAGCUAUUGUAGUUAAAGGUGUCCAGAGCUUCAGGAAGCAGAGAGGCUUCAUUCCUGAGGGCCACAGCGACUGUCACAACCCCGUCAAACAAUCUGCCAUCAACGAUACGCUGUUCAGACACAUGUUGAAUGUAACAUGGGAGCACAAUGACUUCUCCUUCAACAGUAAUGGCUACCUGGUGAACCCAGCCAUGAUAGUCAUCACUCUGGACAGAGAGAGACAGUGGGACAAGGUAAGCUUUGUGCUCAUUUCCCAGAAUCUUCUCUUCAAAAUAACUUAUGUAAUGAGUGUUUCAGCUCAUAAAACGGGAAAACAGAGGUACUCUGCAGCUGUAGCCCAUUGGCUCUGGAGCAGAAGAUGGACUUUCCUCAUACCAAUGAAAGAACUAAUGGAGCAUCGUCUCCCUCUCACACAUGCUUCAUUCACAUACACUUAGACACACAGUCUCCAA